Pneumocystis carinii B80 is the source of this 752-nucleotide messenger RNA. RefSeq names its product 50S ribosomal protein L4. Gene Ontology annotation, biological process: translation. The transcript is spliced from 3 exons. Gene Ontology annotation, cellular component: ribosome. Lineage: Eukaryota; Fungi; Ascomycota; Pneumocystomycetes; Pneumocystales; Pneumocystaceae. The record is from RefSeq and is a predicted model, not a curated record. Gene Ontology annotation, molecular function: structural constituent of ribosome. Bases 93 to 707 code for a protein of 204 amino acids.
UAUAUAGCACAAAAACAGAGAUAAAGCAUUUUAUUCCAGUUAAAUAUGAGGGGUUUUCCCAAGUUCUUACGACACUUUAUUCAUUUCCAAAUAUGAAGCCAGUGCGGUUUAAGGAAUUCCCGUCAAAUUUUCUAAAUCUUCCUCUUAGAAGAGACAUUCUUCAUCGUGCAGUAGUUUAUGAAGCGGACAAACAAAGACAAGGAACAGCUUGCAAGAAAAAUAGAUCAGAUGUUCGUGGAUCGAAUAGAAAGAUUCGACAGCAAAAAGGCACGGGAAAAGCACGUCUUGGAGAUAUCCGAUCACCUUCUAUAAGAGGAGGGGGUCUUGCACAUGCACCUAAACCUCGAGAUUUUUCUACUAAACUUCCACGCAAAAUCUAUUAUUUAGCGGUACGAACAGCAUUAUCUGCUAGAUAUAAUAGGGGAGAAAUAAUUGUUAUAAAUCAUACAUUUGAAUUGCCAACAUAUAAAGCAAAAGCUAUGGUAAGCAUGAUGAAAACAUAUCGUUGGAAUAGUGAUAAUGGCGGCACUGUUUUUAUUAUGUAUUCUGAUCGAAAAAACUUUAAAUAUUCAACAGGAAGUUUAGGAGCUCAUUGUAUUGUUCGAAAUGUAAAUGAACUUUCUAUUAAAGAUAUUUUAAUGAAAAAAAGAAUCAUUAUUGAACGAAAAGCACUCGAAUGGCUUGAACAAAAAACAAGAAUAGAAUGACUAUAAAUUAUGGUACAUAAAUCAUUUUAUAUCAUCAUUAUUUAU